This is a messenger RNA of Saccostrea echinata, 1710 nucleotides long. RefSeq lists its product as uncharacterized. The transcript has a single exon. Gene Ontology annotation, molecular function: ubiquitin protein ligase activity; zinc ion binding; protein binding. Lineage: Eukaryota; Metazoa; Mollusca; Bivalvia; Ostreida; Ostreidae. The coding region runs from base 1 to 1710 and encodes 569 amino acids. The record is from RefSeq and is a predicted model, not a curated record. Gene Ontology annotation, biological process: protein polyubiquitination; negative regulation of translation; proteasome-mediated ubiquitin-dependent protein catabolic process.
AUGGAUCAACGCGUGCCACCUGAAGCCCAGGACAUCUUGCGGUGCAUCCACUGUGAGGAGAAACCUGUGGAACGCUAUUGCACACAUUGCAAAAACAAAUUUUGUUCAAAAUGCGCAGAGGAACACGUUGAAAACAGUUCCUACUCUCAUCACCAAAUCAUUAAAUAUUCUUCGAUGAUAUAUAAGAUGAAUGGUCCUCAAAUGUGUCUGGAUCAUCCGUGCAAGGAAUACACCAUGUGCUGUAAAUUGUGUAGGAUCCCAGUAUGUCAUGAGUGUAUUGGCGAAAAACAUGCAAAGCACACUCUUUGUAGCAUGGAAAGCAUGUUCGAAGAAUGUAUGAAAAAGAUUGCUGUGGAUGACAUGAAAAUAAAGGCGUCUCUCAAACCUGAGAUUGAAGAACGUCUGUCAAAACUGAAAUCCAUUAAAAAUGAUAUCAAAAAGGGAUAUUGUCAAUUAAGGGACCAGGCUAUUGAGCAAAAAGAAGCUUUCAAAAAACUAGUGGACAAAGUUUUUGAGGAAACAAUAGAGUUGGUCGAUGCUAAUAAGAAGAGAGACAUUGAAGACAUAGAAAAAUACGAAAAGGAAAUGAAUGAACAGAGUUCAAUUUUGGAUGAAAUUUUGGGAUUCUACAGAAGUAAGAUGAUUGCUCAUCCAACAGAGCUCAUUUUCUACAUAAAAGAUCACCCUGAGGAUGCUACCUUUUCAGAUUUGUCUGAGAUCUUGGGUUUCACCCCACCAGUUUUCCAAAAAGGGUUUCUUAACAAAGAUCAUAUAACAUGGCAAUUUGGGUCCUUUUUGCCGUCCGUGAUAACACAGUCAGUGGAAGAGUCAACAGAAAAACAGGAAAACCAAUCUGCAGAACCGGAAGAAUACGUUCCAAGCCAAGAAGAGGAGCAGCAGGAGGAAAGAAAAGUUCUGCCUUUUCCAAAGUGCUUGUUUGAAUUUGAAUUCAGUGUAUCCGAUAUGUAUUUCGUAAAGUAUGUUCAUUCUCAAAAAUUCCUACUUAGUGGCAAACAAAAGGACAUAUUUGUUGUAAAUGAAGGAGGCAAGCGUAUUUGUGCAAUUCCCACGUCUACUGGGAUUGGAUAUCCAUCUGGAUUGGCACCUACAAGAGAAGGGGGCAUAUUUUAUUCGGAUAACAAGAACAAAUGUAUCCGAAAAGUCAGUCCUGAUAAUAUCGAUAAUGUCGCUUUCCGCACAAAUGGUCGACCUCUUGGCAUAUGUACCACGCGUUCCGGUGACGUCAUUGUUUGUCUGCAAGAUUGCCCUGGGGGGAAGGUUGUGAAAUAUGACGAAAGAGGGCAUCUUAAACUCGAAAUCACUCACAAAUAUUUAAUUGAACCAUUUUGUGUCUGCCUGAAUAUUAACAAUGAUAUAUGCAUUUCUGACGCCAUCUCUCAGAAAGUGAUUGUCGUAGACAGAUAUAAUAAGGAGAGAUUCGUCUACGAAGGUGGUUACUCUUGGCUGAGCACAUUCUGGAAAUUCUUUCCAUGUGAUCUUGCAACAGAUAGUCUUGGAAAUAUUUUAAUAGCAGAUCGAGAAAACGCCACUAUUCACAUCAUUGACAAGGAUGGAUAUUUUCUUCGAUAUCUACUUACAAAGAGAGAUGAACUGGUUUGGCCACAUGGAGUUUGUAUAGAUAACAAAGACAGAUUAUGGGUGGCUGAUCAAGUCAGCAGUAAAAUAAGAGUUUUUGAGUACCUCAAAUAG